UGGGACCGGGGCCGGGUUUGGGGUCGGGGUCGGGGCUGGCGGGGGGAGGCUUUCUCUCCCCCCCGGUCGCUAACCCGGUGCCCCGGCGCUGCCGCCCGCAGUGUUCGAGCAGUACCAGCGCGCCCGGACCCAGUUCGUGCAGGCGGUGGCCGAGUUCGCCGCCCGGCCCCACAACAUCGAGAUCCUCCAAAACGCAGAAGUGUUUUGUACCUAUGAAAAUUGGGCAGAAACAUUGCUAUGCAUCAGCAGUGCUAUCCAAGUGCCGACUUCAUUUCAGAGGAACACCUGGAUUUCCUACAAGUUCUUAGGACCUGGAAGAGGUUUUUAUGAAUAAAGGCAAAUAUUUAGAAAAAUUCCUGCUUACCAAAUGGGCUUUUCUCUUCCUGGUGUAACUCAGGUGUAAUGUCUUUGCUGAGACCUCUUUUGCUGGAUGUCGUCCCAACUAUUCAACAGACUGCAGCUUUGGCUCUUGGGAGACUUGCCAAUUAUAACGAUGCCCUGGCAGAGGCAGUUGUGAAGGAAAACAUUCUUCCACAUCUCAUGUGUUCAUUGUCUGAGCAGAAUCGUUUCUACAAGAAAGCAGCAGCAUUUGUGCUAAGAGCAGUUGGUAAACAUUCUCCACAACUAGCUCAGGCAAUAGUUCAGUGUGGAGCUCUGGAAAUGCUUGUGAUUUGCUUGGAAGAUUUUGACCCUGGAGUCAAAGAAGCUGCAUCUUGGGCACUUGCGUAUAUUGCCCGACAUAAUUCAGAACUGUCACAAGCUGUGGUGGAUGCAGGAGCUGUUCCUCUUUUAGUGCUCUGUAUCCAGGAGCCAGAAAUUGCUUUGAAAAGGAUUGCUGCUUCAACUCUCAGUGAUAUUUCAAAGCAUUCUCCAGAGUUAGCACAGACAGUAGUGGAUGCAGGAGCUAUCGCUCACUUAGCUCAGAUGAUCCUGAACCCUGAUGCUAAACUGAAGCGUCAGGUGCUGUCAGCUCUAAGCCAAAUAGCAAAACAUUCAGUGGAUCUUGCUGAGUUGGUGGUUGAAGCAGAAAUUUUCCCAGUUGUGCUCACAUGCCUGAAGGACUCAGAUGAAUAUGUCAAGAAAAAUGGUGCAACUUUAAUUAGAGAGAUAGCAAAGCACACGCCUGAGCUUUCACAGCUUAUAGUAAAUGCAGGUGGAGUUGCUGCUGUGAUUGAUUGUAUUGGCAGCUGCAGAGGGACUGUCAGACUGCCUGGCAUCAUGAUGCUUGGUUACGUAGCAGCUCACUCGGAGAACCUGUCAAUGGCAGUGAUUGUCUCCAAGGGAAUACCACCACUGUGUGCCUGUUUGGUAGAAGAACAUGAAGAUCAUAUUAAGGCAGCGGCUGUCUGGGCCUUGGGACAGAUUGGAAGACAUACUCCUGAGCACGCACGUGCUGUUGCAGUAGCAAACGUGCUACCCACACUCCUUGCUAUGUAUAUGGACACACACAGCUCAGAGGAUCUUCAAAUGAAAAGUAAAAGGGCCUUAAAGAACAUCCUUCAGAAAUGCACGUAUCUUCCAGCACUUGAACCAUUGCUGCAUGAUGCCCCUCCCAAUAUUAUGAAACAUAUUGUUGGGCAGUUUAGUAAGGUGUUACCACAUGACAGUAAAGCACGUCGUCUCUUUGUAACAACUGGUGGACUUAAAAAGGUACAAGAAAUAAAAGCAGAGCCUGGGUCACUUCUUCAGGAAUAUAUCAACACUAUUAAUAAUUGCUAUCCAGAGGAAAUAGUGAGGUAUUAUACCCCUGGAUAUUCUGAGCUACUUCUGGAAAGGGUGGAAAAUUACCAUCCAGUUAUGUAAACUUCAUUUUUUUUAUUGGAGCUGUAUUUCACAUUUAUGCCUUUAUGACUGUAAUACAAAUACAGCUGUUGAAACUCUUGUUUGAUUCUGAAAUCUCCUUCUACUGAUUGAGCUACUGAAAGAACUCAGCAAUUCUGGCAAGCUAUACUUUGUUCUUUAUAAACUUGUUUGUUGCUAAGUUUUCAUUCUUUUUUGUUUUUCUCUAACAUUACUACCAGAUAUUGCAGCAUAUAUGAAUGGAAUUUCAUGCAGGGAUGAUGAUUUAUCACAGAAGCUUUUUUAGAAUCAGUCAUUUCCUUUUCCUUCCACAAGAAAGGUUUGUUAUUAUCUCAUUCAAAUUUUAGCCUUCUCAGUACUGUAACCAUUUUCCCCUUUUGCCUUUGCAUAUUGUUUAGAGCUUCCCAAGCUUGAUGAGGGGGAAAAAGCUGGCCCCUGUGCUUUUUCUAAUUAUAGAAUCCAUUCUGCACUGAGAUAUCUCCUACUGCUACCUUUCAGAAACUAAUGUGGUGUGAUUUUGUAUCUCCAAAGAUGUUAGUAGCUGCUAAAUAAAGACAUUAUCAGAUCUGAUGAUGAUGAAA
Molecule: messenger RNA, 2381 nt
Organism: Calidris pugnax (ruff)
Lineage: Eukaryota; Metazoa; Chordata; Aves; Charadriiformes; Scolopacidae
Gene: SPAG6
Product: sperm associated antigen 6
Exons: 10
Coding region: 403-1803 (466 amino acids)
Biological process (GO): sperm axoneme assembly; filopodium assembly; epithelial cilium movement involved in extracellular fluid movement
Cellular component (GO): sperm principal piece; microtubule cytoskeleton; axoneme
Molecular function (GO): microtubule binding
Source: RefSeq, a predicted model, not a curated record